Conger conger (European conger) is the source of this 1765-nucleotide messenger RNA. It is a transcript of the gene sars2, whose product is annotated as seryl-tRNA synthetase 2, mitochondrial. Gene Ontology annotation, biological process: mitochondrial seryl-tRNA aminoacylation. Gene Ontology annotation, molecular function: serine-tRNA ligase activity; tRNA binding; ATP binding. The transcript is spliced from 16 exons. The coding region runs from base 17 to 1573 and encodes 518 amino acids. The record is from RefSeq and is a predicted model, not a curated record. Gene Ontology annotation, cellular component: mitochondrion. Lineage: Eukaryota; Metazoa; Chordata; Actinopteri; Anguilliformes; Congridae.
GCUUCCGCCAGCAAACAUGGCGACCUCCGUGGGCACGCUUAUACGACUCGGAGCAUCGUUCGUCCUGAAACCGGCUUCGCGGCACUAUCCUUGGGUGACCGUGCCAUUAUUUCCAAGCCGAUGUGCACACAAUCUCGGAAGUAGCCUGUACGAGCAAGCCCGGGAGAGUUACAUUCAUAAACCGGACUUGGACAUGCGAAUGGUUUGCGAAGAGAUGGACAAAGUCAUUUCUAAUGUAGAGAGUCGGAAAGGGGAUCUGCAAGGGGCUGACGUCCGUGAUAUAGUGUCAGUGUGGCAGCAGUUGCAGGAGGUCAGGCGGGAGAUCUCUGAUUUGGAAGCACAGAAGAAUGAGAUCAGCGCCCAAGUUCGUGCUCUUGUAGAUCAAAAUGAUAAGAAAGUGCUGCCCACGCUGCCAGAGUAUACGCAGGCGAGGGUGAAGGGGCGGGAAAUCCGGCUGGGCCUGAACCGGCUGUACCCGCGGGAGACCGAGCUGGAGCAGCAGCACUACCUCCGCGCGCUGCGGCUGCCCAACACCACACACCCCAGCGUGCCAAUAGGAGAUGAGAGCCAGGCUAGAGUGGUUGACCUGAUUGGAGAGAAGCCAGAGUUUGACUUCAAAGUAAAGGGACACCUGGAGAUCGGGGAGAACCUGGACCUCAUCAGGCAGAGGCGGCUGGCGCAUGUGUCGGGUCACAGGUCGUACUACCUGAGGGGGGCCGGGGCUCGGCUCCAGCUGGCACUGCAGAACUUUGCCCUGGACCUCCUGAUGCGGCGGGGUUUUGUGCCCAUGGUCGUCCCAGAUAUGCUGAGGGGGGCGGUGUUCGAAGGCUGUGGAAUGCAGCCUCGUGCUCACCAGUCUCAGGUGUACUCCAUCGACCCCGCCCGCUUCACUGACCUCAACCUGGCCGGCACGGGGGAGGUGGGCGUAGCAGGUUAUUUUAUGGACCACGCUGUGAACCACAACGACCUGCCUGUCCGGACAGUUUGCUGCAGCACGUGUUACCGGGCAGAGACAGACACUGGAAAGGAGACCUGGGGUCUGUACCGAGUGCACCACUUUAACAAGGUAGAGAUGUUUGGUGUGACAGCAGAUGAGACAGGUGAGGAGAGCUCCCAGCUGCUGGAUGAGUUCCUGUCUCUGCAGAUGGAGAUCUUCUCUGCCCUGGAGCUGCACUACAGGGUGCUGGACAUGCCCACUCAGGAGCUGGGCCCCCCCGCCUACAGGAAGUUUGACAUUGAAGCCUGGAUGCCCGGACGGGGCAGCUUCGGAGAGAUCUCCAGCGCGUCCAACUGCACAGACUACCAGAGCCGGCGCCUCAGCAUUGUGUACAAGAAGGAGGCUGGGAGCCUACACUACGCCCACACGGUGAACGCUACGGCGUGUGCCAUCCCCCGCACCAUCAUCGCCAUUCUGGAAACUCAUCAGACCAAGGACGGGACAGUACGAGUGCCCCGUGCCUUACAGCCCUACGUGGGGUCGGAGGUCAUUGAGAAGCCCAAAUACUCUCCUCUGGAAUACAUUGGGCCAAACCAACCACAGCGCCCACCCCGUCCGGCCCCCAAACCCAGAUGACAUGAGUUGACCCAAAGGCCGCCGUGAAUACUGGACUCAACCAAUCUCCUCCCUAUAAAGGGGUGUUUACUGUUUCCAUUCAUACCUACAUUGUUCCUUCCGGAUACCUGAUCAAGUGUGUAUAAAUAUAUAAAUUCAGAUAUUGCACUGUGUUAGCGUAUGCAGCAAUGUAAUAAAACCCAUUCCAAUCUA